Molecule: messenger RNA, 6636 nt
Organism: Acanthopagrus latus (yellowfin seabream)
Lineage: Eukaryota; Metazoa; Chordata; Actinopteri; Spariformes; Sparidae
Product: collagen alpha-3(VI) chain-like
Exons: 10
Coding region: 367-6312 (1981 amino acids)
Source: RefSeq, a predicted model, not a curated record
UCCAGGUAGAAUUAUACUGCCAGUAUAGUACAGUAAAAUCCAGAAAAGUGAGAGGGUACUUUUUUUGAAUACCACAUGCAAAACCAUGAUAAACAGAUACUUAGAAGGGGGUGACUGAUCUCAUGUCUCAUUAGGAUGUAAAAUUACAAUGUGAAAAAAGGUGUAUUUAAAUGAGUUGAGGUAAACCAAUUGGACGCAAAAGGUUAAGACUAGGUUUAAGUCUCUAAAUAUAUCAUGUAACAAAUGUGACACUUAAACCUGAAAAUGUCUCAAAUUUGAUGUUCCCUAGCGGAGAGAAAGCCACCAGGAAAGGAUGUUGUGUUCUUGUUGGAUGGAUCUGAUGGUACUAGACGCGGCUUCCCAGCUAUGCGAGACUUUGUCCAAAAGGCAGUAGAGAAACUCAGUGUGGAUGACAAGAAAGACCGCGUCUCAGUGGUUCAGUACAGCAGAGAUCCAACUGUCCAGUUCUAUCUGAACACGUACACAACAAAAGGCGAUAUCCUUGACACUGUCAGAGGUUUGAGGCACAAAGGCGGAAGCCCCCUCAAGACUGGAGAAGCUCUCCAGUACUUGAGGGACAAUGUCUUCACGGCUUCUGCCGGAAGCAGGCGCCUGGAAGGAGUUCCGCAAGUCCUAAUAUUGUUAAGCGGUGGAAGGUCUUAUGACAGUGUUGAUGCCCCAGCCUCUGCUCUGAAACAGAUGGGCGUCCUGAUGUUUGCAGUUGGAACCAGGGGCUCUGAUUUGAGAGAACUGCAGAAGAUAUCCCACGAUUCCCGCAGUGCUAUAACUGUACCUGACUUCACUGACCUAGCCGGUGUCCAAGAGCAACUUCAGUCCUCUGUGGAGGCUGUGGUUGUUGAUGUCACCCCAGAAACGCCCACCGAAACUGUUGACACCGGCAAAAAGGAUGUUGUCUUCCUUCUGGAUGGUUCUGAUGGCACACGGAAUGGCUUCCCUGCCAUGCGUGAUUUUGUGGAGAGAGUUGUUGAGAAACUUAAUGUGGGACCAAACAACGACCGUGUCUCUGUGGUGCAGUACAGCAGAGAUCCAGAGGUCAAUUUCUAUCUGAACACAUACACCACAAAAGAGGAUGUUGUGGAUUCGGUCAGAGGACUGAACCACAGAGGGGGCAGUCCCCUCAAUACCGGGGCAGCCCUCCGAUACGUUAGGGACAACGUCUUUACCAACUCCUCCGGGAGUAGGCGCCUGCAAGGUGUCCCACAAAUGUUGAUCCUGCUAAAUGGCGGAAAGUCUUUUGACAAUGUAGAUACCCCAGCCUCUGCUCUCAAACAGCAAGGCAUCUUUGUGAUUGGCAUUGGAACAAGGAACUCUGACAGAAGUGAGCUGCAGAAGAUAUCACAUGAGCCUAGUUAUGCUCUUUCGGUGCCUGAGUUCACUGACCUCCCCGGUGUCCAGGAACAGCUCUCCACUGUACUGAGUACAGUGCGAGUGAGGGGCACGCCCAUGACACCAACAGUAACUGCGGAGAGAAAGCCACCAGGAAAGGAUGUUGUGUUCUUGUUGGAUGGAUCUGAUGGUACUAGACGCGGCUUCCCAGCUAUGCGAGACUUUGUCCAAAAGGCAGUAGAGAAACUCAGUGUGGAUGACAAGAAAGACCGCGUCUCAGUGGUUCAGUACAGCAGAGAUCCAACUGUCCAGUUCUAUCUGAACACGUACACAACAAAAGGCGAUAUCCUUGACACUGUCAGAGGUUUGAGGCACAAAGGCGGAAGCCCCCUCAAGACUGGAGAAGCUCUCCAGUACUUGAGGGACAAUGUCUUCACGGCUUCUGCCGGAAGCAGGCGCCUGGAAGGAGUUCCGCAAGUCCUAAUAUUGUUAAGCGGUGGAAGGUCUUAUGACAGUGUUGAUGCCCCAGCCUCUGCUCUGAAACAGAUGGGCGUCCUGAUGUUUGCAGUUGGAACCAGGGGCUCUGAUUUGAGAGAACUGCAGAAGAUAUCCCACGAUUCCCGCAGUGCUAUAACUGUACCUGACUUCACUGACCUAGCCGGUGUCCAAGAGCAACUUCAGUCCUCUGUGGAGGCUGUGGUUGUUGAUGUCACCCCAGAAACGCCCACCGAAACUGUUGACACCGGCAAAAAGGAUGUUGUCUUCCUUCUGGAUGGUUCUGAUGGCACACGGAAUGGCUUCCCUGCCAUGCGUGAUUUUGUGGAGAGAGUUGUUGAGAAACUUAAUGUGGGACCAAACAACGACCGUGUCUCUGUGGUGCAGUACAGCAGAGAUCCAGAGGUCAAUUUCUAUCUGAACACAUACACCACAAAAGAGGAUGUUGUGGAUUCGGUCAGAGGACUGAACCACAGAGGGGGCAGUCCCCUCAAUACCGGGGCAGCCCUCCGAUACGUUAGGGACAACGUCUUUACCAACUCCUCCGGGAGUAGGCGCCUGCAAGGUGUCCCACAAAUGUUGAUCCUGCUAAAUGGCGGAAAGUCUUUUGACAAUGUAGAUACCCCAGCCUCUGCUCUCAAACAGCAAGGCAUCUUUGUGAUUGGCAUUGGAACAAGGAACUCUGACAGAAGUGAGCUGCAGAAGAUAUCACAUGAGCCUAGUUAUGCUCUUUCGGUGCCUGAGUUCACUGACCUCCCCGGUGUCCAGGAACAGCUCUCCACUGUACUGAGUACAGUGCGAGUGAGGGGCACGCCCAUGACACCAACAGUAACUGCGGAGAGAAAGCCACCAGGAAAGGAUGUUGUGUUCUUGUUGGAUGGAUCUGAUGGUACUAGACGCGGCUUCCCAGCUAUGCGAGACUUUGUCCAAAAGGCAGUAGAGAAACUCAGUGUGGAUGACAAGAAAGACCGCGUCUCAGUGGUUCAGUACAGCAGAGAUCCAACUGUCCAGUUCUAUCUGAACACGUACACAACAAAAGGCGAUAUCCUUGACACUGUCAGAGGUUUGAGGCACAAAGGCGGAAGCCCCCUCAAGACUGGAGAAGCUCUCCAGUACUUGAGGGACAAUGUCUUCACGGCUUCUGCCGGAAGCAGGCGCCUGGAAGGAGUUCCGCAAGUCCUAAUAUUGUUAAGCGGUGGAAGGUCUUAUGACAGUGUUGAUGCCCCAGCCUCUGCUCUGAAACAGAUGGGCGUCCUGAUGUUUGCAGUUGGAACAAGGGGCUCUGAUUUGAGAGAACUGCAGAAGAUAUCCCACGAUUCCCGCAGUGCUAUAACUGUACCUGACUUCACUGACCUAGCCGGUGUCCAAGAGCAACUUCAGUCCUCUGUGGAGGCUGUGGUUGUUGAUGUCACCCCAGAAACGCCCACCGAAACUGUUGACACCGGCAAAAAGGAUGUUGUCUUCCUUCUGGAUGGUUCUGAUGGCACACGGAAUGGCUUCCCUGCCAUGCGUGAUUUUGUGGAGAGAGUUGUUGAGAAACUUAAUGUGGGACCAAACAACGACCGUGUCUCUGUGGUGCAGUACAGCAGAGAUCCAGAGGUCAAUUUCUAUCUGAACACAUACACCACAAAAGAGGAUGUUGUGGAUUCGGUCAGAGGACUGAACCACAGAGGGGGCAGUCCCCUCAAUACCGGGGCAGCCCUCCGAUACGUUAGGGACAACGUCUUUACCAACUCCUCCGGGAGUAGGCGCCUGCAAGGUGUCCCACAAAUGUUGAUCCUGCUAAAUGGCGGAAAGUCUUUUGACAAUGUAGAUACCCCAGCCUCUGCUCUCAAACAGCAAGGCAUCUUUGUGAUUGGCAUUGGAACAAGGAACUCUGACAGAAGUGAGCUGCAGAAGAUAUCACAUGAGCCUAGUUAUGCUCUUUCGGUGCCUGAGUUCACUGACCUCCCCGGUGUCCAGGAACAGCUCUCCACUGUACUGAGUACAGUGCGAGUGAGGGGCACGCCCAUGACACCAACAGUAACUGCGGAGAGAAAGCCACCAGGAAAGGAUGUUGUGUUCUUGUUGGAUGGAUCUGAUGGUACUAGACGCGGCUUCCCAGCUAUGCGAGACUUUGUCCAAAAGGCAGUAGAGAAACUCAGUGUGGAUGACAAGAAAGACCGCGUCUCAGUGGUUCAGUACAGCAGAGAUCCAACUGUCCAGUUCUAUCUGAACACGUACACAACAAAAGGCGAUAUCCUUGACACUGUCAGAGGUUUGAGGCACAAAGGCGGAAGCCCCCUCAAGACUGGAGAAGCUCUCCAGUACUUGAGGGACAAUGUCUUCACGGCUUCUGCCGGAAGCAGGCGCCUGGAAGGAGUUCCGCAAGUCCUAAUAUUGUUAAGCGGUGGAAGGUCUUAUGACAGUGUUGAUGCCCCAGCCUCUGCUCUGAAACAGAUGGGCGUCCUGAUGUUUGCAGUUGGAACCAGGGGCUCUGAUUUGAGAGAACUGCAGAAGAUAUCCCACGAUUCCCGCAGUGCUAUAACUGUACCUGACUUCACUGACCUAGCCGGUGUCCAAGAGCAACUUCAGUCCUCUGUGGAGGCUGUGGUUGUUGAUGUCACCCCAGAAACGCCCACCGAAACUGUUGACACCGGCAAAAAGGAUGUUGUCUUCCUUCUGGAUGGUUCUGAUGGCACACGGAAUGGCUUCCCUGCCAUGCGUGAUUUUGUGGAGAGAGUUGUUGAGAAACUUAAUGUGGGACCAAACAACGACCGUGUCUCUGUGGUGCAGUACAGCAGAGAUCCAGAGGUCAAUUUCUAUCUGAACACAUACACCACAAAAGAGGAUGUUGUGGAUUCGGUCAGAGGACUGAACCACAGAGGGGGCAGUCCCCUCAAUACCGGGGCAGCCCUCCGAUACGUUAGGGACAACGUCUUUACCAACUCCUCCGGGAGUAGGCGCCUGCAAGGUGUCCCACAAAUGUUGAUCCUGCUAAAUGGCGGAAAGUCUUUUGACAAUGUAGAUACCCCAGCCUCUGCUCUCAAACAGCAAGGCAUCUUUGUGAUUGGCAUUGGAACAAGGAACUCUGACAGAAGUGAGCUGCAGAAGAUAUCACAUGAGCCUAGUUAUGCUCUUUCGGUGCCUGAGUUCACUGACCUCCCCGGUGUCCAGGAACAGCUCUCCACUGUACUGAGUACAGUGCGAGUGAGGGGCACGCCCAUGACACCAACAGUAACUGCGGAGAGAAAGCCACCAGGAAAGGAUGUUGUGUUCUUGUUGGAUGGAUCUGAUGGUACUAGACGCGGCUUCCCAGCUAUGCGAGACUUUGUCCAAAAGGCAGUAGAGAAACUCAGUGUGGAUGACAAGAAAGACCGCGUCUCAGUGGUUCAGUACAGCAGAGAUCCAACUGUCCAGUUCUAUCUGAACACGUACACAACAAAAGGCGAUAUCCUUGACACUGUCAGAGGUUUGAGGCACAAAGGCGGAAGCCCCCUCAAGACUGGAGAAGCUCUCCAGUACUUGAGGGACAAUGUCUUCACGGCUUCUGCCGGAAGCAGGCGCCUGGAAGGAGUUCCGCAAGUCCUAAUAUUGUUAAGCGGUGGAAGGUCUUAUGACAGUGUUGAUGCCCCAGCCUCUGCUCUGAAACAGAUGGGCGUCCUGAUGUUUGCAGUUGGAACCAGGGGCUCUGAUUUGAGAGAACUGCAGAAGAUAUCCCACGAUUCCCGCAGUGCUAUAACUGUACCUGACUUCACUGACCUAGCCGGUGUCCAAGAGCAACUUCAGUCCUCUGUGGAGGCUGUGGUUGUUGAUGUCACCCCAGAAACGCCCACCGAAACUGUUGACACCGGCAAAAAGGAUGUUGUCUUCCUUCUGGAUGGUUCUGAUGGCACACGGAAUGGCUUCCCUGCCAUGCGUGAUUUUGUGGAGAGAGUUGUUGAGAAACUUAAUGUGGGACCAAACAACGACCGUGUCUCUGUGGUGCAGUACAGCAGAGAUCCAGAGGUCAAUUUCUAUCUGAACACAUACACCACAAAAGAGGAUGUUGUGGAUUCGGUCAGAGGACUGAACCACAGAGGGGGCAGUCCCCUCAAUACCGGGGCAGCCCUCCGAUACGUUAGGGACAACGUCUUUACCAACUCCUCCGGGAGUAGGCGCCUGCAAGGUGUCCCACAAAUGUUGAUCCUGCUAAAUGGCGGAAAGUCUUUUGACAAUGUAGAUACCCCAGCCUCUGCUCUCAAACAGCAAGGCAUCUUUGUGAUUGGCAUUGGAACAAGGAACUCUGACAGAAGUGAGCUGCAGAAGAUAUCACAUGAGCCUAGUUAUGCUCUUUCGGUGCCUGAGUUCACUGACCUCCCCGGUGUCCAGGAACAGCUCUCCACUGUACUGAGUACAGUGCGAGUGAGGGGCACGCCCAUGACACCAACAGUAACUGGUAAGAAAGUGACUGACUUUUACACACCAAUGUCACUGCAGCACGCACAUUGAACUGUAUUCAGGUGUAUUUUACUAAGUUGAAGCAAGGCAGCAGCGCCGCUCUGAGCAUAGAGGUGUACUAACACGAAUAGAGUCAUGUGUAAAUGUUGAGGUUAGCUUUCAUUAUCUAACUUUUAUACAGGACAGGUUGGUCACAUGAACCUAAAUAUGUCUCAAAUUUGAUGUUCCCUAGCGGAGAGAAAGCCACCAGGAAAGGAUGUUGUGUUCUUGUUGGAUGGAUCUGAUGGUACUAGACGCGGCUUCCCAGCUAUGCGAGACUUUGUCCAAAAGGCAGUAGAGAAACUCAGUGUGGAUGACAAGAAAGACCGCGUCUCA